This is a messenger RNA of Rhagoletis zephyria (snowberry fruit fly), 825 nucleotides long. RefSeq lists its product as uncharacterized. The record is from RefSeq and is a predicted model, not a curated record. NCBI's taxonomy places the organism in Eukaryota, Metazoa, Arthropoda, Insecta, Diptera, Tephritidae.
AUGACCAACGACGACACAACCAAACCGGUGGCGACCGAUUUGACCACCACUCCCGGGGAUGCAGCUCCAGCAAACUUCGUCGCUGCUGUCUACGCUAGACUACCAGUGCCACCGAUGGCCAGCGCCAACAUCGAGGCGUGGUUUACUACAAUGGACUUCUGGUUCACUGCCUCUGGCAUCAACACCGACAAGCAGAAGACCGCAACCGUUUUGGCCACGUUGGACCCAAACUUGGUGGGACAGUUGCUCGUCAUCGCAUCUAUGACGCAGCAAGAUAAAUACGAAUUUAUUAAGACGAAAAAAAUGUUGCCGAUACCAUCUAUUCUACUCGGGCUACGGGUGGCUAUCAAACCGGACAUAAAUGCUUCACUCACCGAACUGGUUUACGGUACGACGCUGAGGAUCCCUGGUGAAUUUUUCGAUACAUGCCCCGGUCCUAAAGAAGUCUCCAGCGACACUGUCACACAAUUCCAGUCAGCAAUGCAAAAUCUCCGCCCAACACAAACGGCACAUCAUGCAGCAACAAAAACAUUCGUUUCAAAAGACUUCCACAUAGCAUCGCAUGUAUUUGUGCGAAACAACUCCAUACGCCCUUCGCUGUCCAAUCCAUACGACGGCCCAUACCCGGUGAUAAGGCGAACUACGAAGUUCUUCACGGUAUCAGUACGGGGUCGCAAAGUGAACAUCAGUUUAGAUCGCCUCAAACCUGCAUUCUAUGCAAAUGAAGACUCAUCGAAUGAGAUGGAAGUAAUAAGUUCAAAUCAAAAAAUUUUGUGUAUCUUUCGGCAAUCAUUCUCGGGGAUCGAGGAAAAUAUUGUCCAAUAG